UUGUACCUGUCAACAUGGAAGAAACAAAUAAAAUUCAUCUUAACUUAAUCCAAAAUCGUGGAUUUAUUUUUAAUGCAGAUGAUUAUAUGAAAAUUAGAACAAAACAUCGAAUUGUUGGGAAUUUAAUUGGAUGCCCUGUAAAUAAUCCCAGAAAUACAUCAAUUGGUGGACUUCCUGGGAUCUUCUCACCAAUUGAAGUGAGAUUCCUAAUUGAAAGGGGGUUUGUCAAUUUACAAAAAGCCCCUGGAAAGCCAUCAGAAGGAACGGUCAACCAGUACAGAGAAUUCAGUGAGAAGCAACUUCAGGAGCAGAGAGAAAUUCUCAGGAGGAAGAAAAUUUCAGAACUUGAAGAGAAUCUCGAGAAGAUUGUAGCUGGGAAGCGUCGAAAGGCACUCAAAUCGGGCUCCGGUGCUGUAAACACACCUUUAGAUCCACAGAGUAUACUUCAGGAGGAAAUCGGAAGAAUACCAAAGCUACAGAGAGAAAAUCUCCUAAUACAAAUCCCCACGGAAUAUCCAUUUGCACGGGAAAAUUCAUUUCAAAGAGAUUCCCCAAGACUGAGUGAACGAGAUGAGCUGAAGUAUCGGAUUUUCUGCAAUCUCUGGGACAGAGGAAAUUUCAUCACAUCCGGUUCAACAUUCGGAGGAGAUUUUCUCAUCUACCCAAGUGAUCCUCUACUCGUGCAUGCCUCACAUGUAGUCCAUGUCCUCGAAAGAAGUGAUAUCGAUGCAAAAAACUUCAUAGCCUGCAAUCGUCUUUGCAUUGGAGUUAAGAAGUCCUGUAUUCUUGCCUUUGAGGGUGCAUCCGGAGAGAUUGUGUACCUAACAUCACAUUGGCAAGGACAUUUUAAGCCGGAUUGAUGAGAUUGAAUAAAAAAAAUAGAAUAUUCUUUUGAACAAAA
Molecule: messenger RNA, 901 nt
Organism: Lutzomyia longipalpis
Lineage: Eukaryota; Metazoa; Arthropoda; Insecta; Diptera; Psychodidae
Gene: Tsen34
Product: tRNA-splicing endonuclease subunit Sen34
Exons: 2
Coding region: 15-860 (281 amino acids)
Biological process (GO): tRNA-type intron splice site recognition and cleavage; tRNA splicing, via endonucleolytic cleavage and ligation
Cellular component (GO): tRNA-intron endonuclease complex
Molecular function (GO): tRNA-intron lyase activity; nucleic acid binding
Source: RefSeq, a predicted model, not a curated record